GUCCACGCGCAGCCUGGCAGUUUGCCUCUUCCCCGUCCUCCAGCCUGCGUCCAUGGCCACCGCCGCGACCGAGGAGCCCUUCCCCUUCCACGGCCUGCUCCCGAAGAAAGAGACCGGGGCCGCCUCCUUCCUCUGUCGCUACCCGGAGUAUGACGGGCGCGGCGUGCUCAUCGCCGUCCUGGACACGGGGGUCGACCCCGGGGCUCCGGGCAUGCAGGUUACAACUGAUGGAAAACCAAAAAUCAUUGAUAUCAUCGACACAACAGGAAGUGGUGAUGUGAACACUGCUACAGUAGUAGAGCCAAAAGAUGGUGAAAUUAUUGGUCUUUCAGGAAGAGUGCUCAAGAUUCCUGUGAGUUGGAUAAAUCCCUCAGGCAGAUAUCAUAUUGGCAUAAAAAAUGGCUAUGACUUCUAUCCAAAGGCUCUCAAGGAAAGGAUACAGAAAGAACGGAAGGAGAAAAUUUGGGACCCUGUUCACAGAGUGGCCCUUGCAGAAGCCUGUAGAAAACAGGAAGAAUUCGAUGUUGCCAACAAUUGCCCUUCUCAAGCAAAUAAACUAAUCAAGGAGGAACUUCAAAGUCAAGUGGAAUUGCUAAAUUCUUUUGAGAAGAAGUACAGUGAUCCCGGCCCCGUGUGUGACUGCUUGGUAUGGCAUGAUGGUGAAGCCUGGAGAGCCUGCAUUGAUUCAAAUGAAGACGGAGACUUGAGUAAAUCUACUGUUUUGAGAAACUACAAAGAGGCCCAAGAAUAUGGCUCUUUUGGCACAGCUGAGAUGUUGAAUUACUCCGUUAAUAUAUAUGAUGAUGGAAACCUGCUCUCCAUUGUGACCAGUGGAGGAGCUCAUGGAACACAUGUAGCUAGUAUAGCUGCUGGGCAUUUUCCAGAAGAACCUGAACGGAAUGGUGUAGCUCCUGGUGCUCAAAUUCUUUCAAUCAAAAUUGGUGAUACAAGACUAAGCACUAUGGAGACAGGCACUGGCCUUAUAAGAGCUAUGAUAGAAGUUAUAAAUCAUAAGUGUGAUCUUGUCAACUACAGCUAUGGAGAAGCAACUCACUGGCCGAAUUCUGGGAGAAUUUGUGAAGUCAUUAGUGAAGCAGUGUGGAAACAUAAUAUAAUUUAUGUUUCAAGUGCUGGAAAUAAUGGUCCGUGUCUUUCUACAGUCGGUUGUCCAGGUGGAACCACGUCAAGUGUAAUAGGUGUUGGUGCUUAUGUUUCUCCUGAUAUGAUGGUUGCUGAGUAUUCUCUGAGAGAGAAAUUACCUGCAAAUCAAUACACGUGGUCUUCCAGAGGCCCCAGUGCUGAUGGAGCCCUCGGAGUGAGUAUCAGUGCACCAGGAGGAGCCAUUGCCUCUGUUCCCAACUGGACAUUGAGAGGAACUCAGCUAAUGAACGGGACGUCUAUGUCUUCUCCCAAUGCGUGUGGGGGCAUCGCCCUGAUACUUUCAGGUCUGAAAGCUAAUAAUGUUAACUACACUGUUCAUUCAGUCAGAAGAGCUCUAGAAAACACUGCAGUGAAGGCUGAUAAUAUAGAAGUAUUUGCCCAAGGACAUGGUAUUAUUCAGGUUGAUAAAGCCUAUGACUACCUCGUUCAGAAUACAUCAUUUGCUAAUAAGUUAGGUUUCACUGUUACUGUUGGAAAUAACCGUGGCAUCUACCUCCGAGAUCCUGUUCAGGUGGCUGCACCUUCGGAUCAUGGUGUUGGCAUUGAACCUGUAUUUCCAGAAAAUACCGAAAACUCUGAAAAAAUAUCCCUUCAGCUUCAUUUAGCUUUAACUUCAAAUUCAUCUUGGGUUCAGUGUCCCAGCCAUUUGGAGCUCAUGAAUCAAUGUAGACACAUUAACAUACGUGUGGAUCCCAGGGGCUUAAGAGAAGGAUUGCAUUACACAGAGGUCUGUGGCUAUGAUAUAGCGUCCCCUAAUGCAGGUCCUCUGUUCAGAGUUCCCAUCACCGCAGUUAUAGCAGCAAAAGUAAAUGAAUCAUCACAUUAUGAUCUAGCCUUUACAGAUGUACAUUUUAAACCUGGUCAAAUUCGAAGACAUUUUAUUGAGGUUCCUGAGGGUGCAACAUGGGCUGAAGUUACAGUGUGUUCAUGUUCUUCUGAUGUGUCGGCUAAGUUUGUUCUUCAUGCAGUACAGCUUGUGAAGCAAAGAGCAUAUCGAAGUCAUGAAUUCUAUAAGUUUUGUUCCCUUCCAGAAAAAGGAACACUGACAGAGGCUUUUCCUGUCUUGGGUGGGAAAGCAAUUGAAUUUUGCAUUGCUCGUUGGUGGGCAAGUCUUAGUGAUGUCAAUAUUGAUUAUACCGUUUCUUUCCAUGGCAUAGUGUGUACUGCUCCUCAGUUAAAUAUUCAUGCAUCGGAAGGAAUCAACCGAUUUGAUGUUCAGUCCUCCUUGAAAUAUGAAGAUCUAGCUCCCUGCAUAACUUUGAAGAGCUGGGUUCAAACGCUACGCCCACUGAGUGCAAAAACAAAACCUUUAGGAUCAAGAGAUGUUUUGCCAAAUAAUCGUCAACUUUACGAGAUGAUUCUGACAUAUAACUUUCAUCAGCCCAAGAGUGGAGAAGUAACUCCAAGCUGCCCACUACUGUGUGAAUUAUUAUAUGAAUCAGAGUUUGACAGCCAACUGUGGAUCAUAUUUGACCAGAAUAAAAGGCAGAUGGGUUCAGGUGAUGCCUAUCCACAUCAGUAUUCUCUGAAACUGGAGAAAGGAGAUUAUACAAUUCGACUACAGAUUCGUCAUGAGCAAAUCAGUGACUUGGAACGCCUCAAAGAUCUUCCGUUUAUUGUUUCUCAUAGGUUGUCUAAUACCUUGAGCUUAGAUAUUCAUGAAAGUCAUAGCCUUGCACUUCUAGGAAAAAAGAAAUCAAGUAAUUUGACGUUACCACCUAAAUAUAACCAGCCAUUCUUUGUUACUUCCUUACCUGACGACAAGAUACCUAAAGGAGCAGGACCGGGAUGCUACCUUGCAGGAUCCUUAACAUUGUCCAAGACUGAACUUGGAAAGAAAGCUGGGCAGUCUGCAGCAAAACGACAAGGAAAAUUUAAAAAGGAUGUGAUCCCUGUUCAUUACUACCUAAUAUCUCCACCAACAAAGACUAAGAAUGGCAACAAAGAUAAAGAAAAAGAUUCAGAAAAAGAGAAGGAUUUAAAAGAAGAGUUUACUGAAGCAUUACGAGAUCUUAAAAUUCAAUGGAUGACAAAUAUUUCUUUGACCACUGAUUUUCUGUACGAGUCCUCAUUAGCUGAAUAUUUAUGCGCCCUUGCAGUCAUGAGGCUGGAUUCUAGUGACAUUUAUAAUGAAUUGAAAGAAACAUGUCCUAACUAUCUUCCUCUGUACGUUGCACGGCUUCAUCAGUUGGAUGCUGAAAAGGAACGAAUGAAAAGACUUAAUGAAAUUGUUGAAGCUGCGAAUGCUGUUAUUUCUCAUAUAGAUCAGACGGCCCUGGCCAUUUAUGUUGCGAUGAAGACUGACCCCAGGCCUGACGCAGCUGCUAUAAAAAAUGACAUGGACAAACAAAAAUCCACCCUCGUAGAUGCCCUUUGUAGAAAAGGCUGUGCCCUGGCCGACCAUCUUCUUCACGCACAAGAGCAGGAUGGGGCUGUUUCAAGUGAUGCAGAAGGGAGAGAGGAGGAAGGAGAAAGUACUCUGGACUCUCUGGCGGAGACCUUUUGGGAAACUACAAAAUGGACUGAUCUUUUUGACAAUAAGGUUUUGACAUUUGCAUACAAGCAUGCAUUAGUAAAUAAAAUGUAUGGGAGAGGCCUUAAAUUUGCAACUAAACUUGUGGAAGAAAAACCAACAAAAGAAAACUGGAAAAAUUGUAUUCAACUGAUGAAGCUGCUUGGAUGGACCCACUGCGCAUCUUUUACUGAAAACUGGCUCCCCAUCAUGUAUCCUCCUGAUUAUUGUGUAUUCUAAAAUAGGAACCAAGACUUUAAAUUUUAAAAAAGAAAGUUUUAUAGUGAAUGGAUAUACAAACAAAUUUGUGGCAUUUUUAGUCUAAUGCAUGUUUUCAUCUGCUAUCAAAUACCAAUUAUUAAAAUGAUGUGUAUUUAUCAGAGAAUUCGCUGGCGUGUGGCUUAAUACAUGUAAACCUAGACCUCUGACAUCACAGUGUUUUCUUAAUGCCUCACGUUGCUGGCCCCGGGCUGUGCCCCGCCUGCCAGCACCAAGGACUUGCAGUUGGGUUGCAACUAUUACAUGCAUGAUAGGUUUUAAACCGUAACUUUUAACGGCAAACCUGUAAAAUUCUAUUUUUUAUUUUAUAAAUGAACAGGGUUUUAACAUGCUUGACUUUAAUUUUUUCAAUUGUAUGAAGGCCUUAAAAAAGCUACAUUAAGCGUAGCUAAAAUUAUUUAUUGGACUAAAAAGUAACAACUUCAUUUCCAGAUUUUUUUUUUUUGGCAAAUGUGUACAUUCAAUUCAAGGGAAAAAAUAAAACCGGCACAAAUAAAUGCGUGGCCAUUGCUGGAGCAUAACUGCUUCCAUAAAUCUUCGUCUUGGAGUUAUUUCAGGCCAAUCAUUUUUAACAUCCUCUUGACGUGCAGAGCAUCAGAAUGAACUUAUUGAUAAUACAUGUAUAAGUGCCAGACAGCUAAAUCUUUAUCAGGUAUUGUAAAGAUACACAUACAGUAUGUUUAUUAAAGUUGAAAUAAUGUAAACACGUGAAUAAAUGUGCAAAACCAAGAUCACAGUACACCAUAUGCACUCUGAUACCUUAAUUUUUUUAUAAAUAAUAAAAGUGAAUAUUGAAGCUU
Molecule: messenger RNA, 4752 nt
Organism: Diceros bicornis minor
Lineage: Eukaryota; Metazoa; Chordata; Mammalia; Perissodactyla; Rhinocerotidae
Gene: TPP2
Product: tripeptidyl peptidase 2
Exons: 31
Coding region: 53-3913 (1286 amino acids)
Biological process (GO): proteolysis
Cellular component (GO): cytosol
Molecular function (GO): serine-type endopeptidase activity; tripeptidyl-peptidase activity
Source: RefSeq, a predicted model, not a curated record